UGUGAGUGAUAUGAGUAAAUCUAAAGUCAUCAAUGCUAUCUGUUCUUACUUUGAAUUUAAUUCUCAAAGAAAUACUCUUCUUGUUUUAGCUCUAACAGGAAGCACUGCUACUAAAAUUGGAAGAAAUACUCUUUAUUCUGUAUAUGAAUUUGGUUUUGGAGAAUCUUUUAAAAAUAGAUAUAGUUUAUCUAGAGAAUCAUUAUAG
Messenger RNA from Scutellospora calospora, 205 nucleotides. The record is from the annotation of a GenBank genome assembly. Lineage: Eukaryota; Fungi; Glomeromycota; Glomeromycetes; Diversisporales; Gigasporaceae.